AUGAGUACGCACCCGGAAUCGUCCGAUAGGCUUGUAACGACAUCAUCAACUGACUUGGCGAAUCUAGGAGUUCAACUGAGCGAAGUACUAAACAGAUUCAAUGAGCUGAGUAUGGAAAUGAACGCACAACGGCACGUAGUAGAUCAAUUAGUUGCUGGAAGUGGCAGCGGUACUCAACAUGAGCCUUCACCUGUUAGUCAAACUGAACCACAAUCACUAUCCACAUCUCAUACUCAAACCCUUUUUCCUCCACAUCCACCUAAAGAAACUUUCACUUAUCCCACCCAUGACCCACCACCUACCUACGCACCUAACAUUCAAAUUAACCCUCCCUAUGCCCAAAUUCCCCAGAAUUAUCCUCCCAUUACUAUGAGCAUGCCAUUCGAACCUCAGGGACCACAUUAUUACUCCACCGCUGAGCCAUUCACCUUAGAUACCGCCGCCCAAGGGAAAGCUAAAGUUGGGGAGUCAUCCGCACCGGUGGAUAAAAAUUUGCUAAAGAGAUUGGAACGGUUUGAGGAGUUCAUAAGGAAAAGUCAAGGUUUGAACAAGCAGGGAGGUCUGGACUACAACGAGCUGUGCCUUUUUCCAGAUAUGCAAUUGCCAGUGGGUUUCAAAGCGCCCAAAUUUAGCAAGUACGAUGGAAUUGGCAAUCCUAAGACACACCUUCGGAUGUUUGCAAACAAACUAGGGAGGUCGAUAGGUGAUGAAAAUCUGCCUGUGCGCCUAUUUCCCGAGUGUCUAGAAGGCGAUGCAUUGGAUUGGUAUUCCAACUUGAAGCCUGAGGAUAUGAGAUCUUGGCUUGAUCUGUCAACCGCUUUUGUGAGGCAGUACGAAUAUAAUUGUGAACUCGCUCCGACAAGAACCACAUUGGAAGGGACUAAGAGAAAACCAUCCGAGGAUCAUAAGACAUAUGCCAAGCGAUGGCGAAGAUUGGCAGCCAAGGUGGAACCUCCGAUGAUAGAAGAUGAAAUUGUCCGUACAUUUAUUAAAGCUCAUGAUCCACCGUACUUUGAAGAGAUUUUCCGCAUGACUGGAUGCUCAUUUGCGGCCAUUGUUAACAAAUUGGAAGAAUUUGAUGAGUUUGUGAAGGCCGGAAAAAUUGUUAAUGUGUCAACAUUGAAGAUGCAACUAGAGGCUCUGCAAGACCAUAAUGACAAUAAGAAAAAGUCCCAAUUUAAGGAAAAAGAAGGGGAAACUGCUUUUGUUUGGGAUCAGGGUCCCUCGACCAGACCUAAACUUUCAAAUCGCCCCACUUAUUCAUUACCCUACCCAUAUUACCCAAACUCCCGUCCUAUCUACCAUACUACCAUUAACCAAAUUCGACCUCGACUAAACUAUCCAACUGUACCCGCAAUGCCCUUCCCAAUUGCUGAAACCAACCCCCAAAUGCGACCUCGUCUACCUUAUAAUCCCAGACCUGCUCCACCAUAUAAAUAG
This is a messenger RNA of Coffea eugenioides, 1440 nucleotides long. RefSeq lists its product as uncharacterized. The transcript has a single exon. The record is from RefSeq and is a predicted model, not a curated record. Bases 1 to 1440 code for a protein of 479 amino acids. Lineage: Eukaryota; Viridiplantae; Streptophyta; Magnoliopsida; Gentianales; Rubiaceae.